AUGGAAACUGGGGAGGAGGUACUACUAGAGUCUUUUCCAACAGACGAACGUUCCUCAUCAAACACCAUCGUUCAACGAGACAGCUUACCAAAUUCACCAACUGCAAAAUCCUCUCGUACACCUUUUCCUCAGUCCAAAUCUUUGCGCGGUUCACAGUCCAAUAAAAAUCUCACCAUAGCUCUAUCUCAAGCUAUAUCUUCACAAGGAGAAUUAAAUGUGGUCCAAAAUCUCAUAAUAGAACAAGAUUCAAAGCAGGCAACCCGUUUUACAUGGAACUCUACGUUGAGGAUUGCGAUGUAUAUAUCUGCGUGGUACUUUUUCUCUACGGUUUUAUCAUUUUACAAUAAAUAUUUGAUGGGUAAAGAUGCAUUUAAUUUGAAUCUUCCAUCAUUGGUGAGCGCCAUCCAUUCCGGAAUGCAUUUCAUAAUUACGAGUUUCUUAAUGAGAGGAAGUUGUCCCACGCUUUACGUGAGGCCUGAGGCAAAGGGUGUGGAUUCACAGACUUAUUGGUCUAGAGUGGUCCCGGCGGCUAUUACAGCUGCAUUAGAGAUCUGUAUGUCAAAUGGGGCGCUUGUGUACAUAACACUAAGUUUUUAUACGAUGGUGAAAUCAUCCACUCCAAUAUGGGUUUUGUUUUUUGCAUUCGUAUUUGGGUUAGAGCAGCCGAGACUCUCACUUAUCAUUAUUAUAUCAGUAAUAAGCCUUGGUGUUGGAUUGACGGUUGCUGGAGAAGCUAAAUUCGACCUCGUUGGGUUUCUGUUAAUAUUAGGAGCGGCAAUUUUUAGUGGGUUGCGAUGGUCACUGAUGCAGAUGCUUCUUCAGAGAGAAGCAGGGAUGAGUAAUCCAAUCGCAACACUUUACUACGUAUCUCCAGUGAUGUUUGUUUCAAUGAUUACGCUCUCUUUAUUCUUCGAAAAUCCGACCAACAAGUUUGCUACUUCUGAACACUUUCAAAAUUUCUCCUCUGCAAUGUCGACAUUUGGACUGAUGCUAGUUGGAGGACUUUUAGCAUUUUUUAUGAAUGUAGCCGAGUUUGCAUUAAUUAAGAACACAAGCACGGUGACAUUAUCUGUUGCUGGAAUAAGCAAAGAAGUGCUUGUCAUUACGUUAUCCGUACUCAUCAACCAUGACAUUCUUACACCAGUUAACAUAAUCGGGUAUGUAUUAUGGCAUAUUUUGAAAUCCGCAAUGAAUGUAAUAAGUAAUCUCUACUAA
Molecule: messenger RNA, 1215 nt
Organism: Paraglomus brasilianum
Lineage: Eukaryota; Fungi; Glomeromycota; Glomeromycetes; Paraglomerales; Paraglomeraceae
Source: the annotation of a GenBank genome assembly